AGGCAAGCGGUUGAAAAAAUCAAUAGUCUCAGUAUCGCCUUUUCUUUUACUGUGGUUGGAAGGUAUAAAAUGAAUAAGAAUACAGUUAUGUCGUCUGGAGUGAUAACAAAGACAGAUGCUGAACGAGAACGACACACAGAACUUGGAGCAAACAAAGGUUCUGGAGUAGAUGACGAUCAGACUCAACAAAUUGGAACGCCAUUGCUACAAGAUACUAGUACAAUAGCAUUCUUGUGGUUGGUGGUUUUCAGUAUUCUGAUGUUCACCUUCCCAUUUAUGACAUUCUAUGGUGUCCGUUCAUGGCUUCGAGAAUCAUUUGAUGUCACAGAUUUUUACGUGAAUUGCUGGUCUGUGCUAUCCUCAGUAUUUGUUGUGAAUGUUAUUAUCUGUUUAUACGUUUUCAAAGCAAUACUUGAGGAGAAAAAUAGCGAUCCAGUUACGGAAAGAAACGAUAAGAAAGAUGAUUGAUUAGCUGCAAUACUGUUUGUAAUAUAGCACGUUUACUUUUGCCUAAUUUCAAAACGUUUCUUUAUUGAUUAAUAAAAAAAUAUCGAAUGUGAAUGUUAUAAUAA
This is a messenger RNA of Anastrepha obliqua, 572 nucleotides long. RefSeq lists its product as uncharacterized. The transcript has a single exon. Bases 70 to 468 code for a protein of 132 amino acids. Gene Ontology annotation, cellular component: endoplasmic reticulum membrane. Gene Ontology annotation, biological process: vacuolar proton-transporting V-type ATPase complex assembly. NCBI's taxonomy places the organism in Eukaryota, Metazoa, Arthropoda, Insecta, Diptera, Tephritidae. The record is from RefSeq and is a predicted model, not a curated record.